CGGAGUCGCCGGUUUUCACUUCCUUGAUGCACACAGCUAACAGGGCGGCACAAUGAAAAUACUAACUUUACUGAGCUUAUUAGCCACACAUGUAUCAUCUGACAGCGUCAACAUUGAGGAUAACGUAGGGCAGUUCUUUAGCAGUGGUCAUACAAACAACUGGGCCGUUCUGGUGUGUACGUCCAGAUUCUGGUUCAACUACCGUCAUGUGGCCAAUACCCUGUCGGUCUACAGAAGUGUUAAGAGGCUGGGCAUUCCUGACAGCCACAUAGUUCUCAUGCUGGCUGAUGACAUGGCUUGUAACCACCGAAAUCCCAAACCUGCCACAGUGUUCAGCCACAAGAACAUGGAGCUGAAUGUGUACGGCGACGACGUGGAGGUGGACUACCGAGGAUAUGAGGUGACAGUGGAGAACUUCCUGCGUGUUUUGACAGGCAGGCUGCCGCCCAGCACUCCGCGCUCCAAACGCCUCCUCUCUGAUGACCGCAGCAACAUCCUUAUAUACCUGACAGGCCAUGGCGGAAAUGGCUUUCUGAAGUUCCAGGACUCUGAGGAGAUAAGUAAUGUGGAACUGGCCGAUGCUUUUCAGCAGAUGUGGCAGAAAAGAAGGUACAACGAGCUGCUCUUCAUCAUUGACACCUGCCAGGGCGCCUCCAUGUACGAGAGGUUCUACUCCCCAAACCUCAUGGCCUUGGCCAGCAGUCAAGUUGGGGAGGAUUCGCUGUCACACCAGCCAGAUUUGGCCAUCGGAGUCCAUUUGAUGGACCGUUAUACCUUCUACCUGCUGGAGUUCCUGGAAGACAUCCACCCUUCAAGCAAAGCCAACAUGAAUGACCUGUUCAAAGUAUGUCCCAAGAGUCAGUGUGUGUCCACACCGGGCCACCGUACUGACCUUUUCCUGAGGGACCCAGGAAGUGCCCUCAUAACAGAUUUCUUUGGUAGUGUGCGCAAAGUCGAAAUCACCAUGGAAACCAUCAACUUGACCGACCCCAUCGAGCAGGUGGAGCAGAAUUUUGUGAAUGAAGAGCUGCAAAAAGAGACUUACUCAUAUGUGGACCAGCUGCCAGUGUCUGAGAUAAUCCAUCAGAAACCAAAGCAGAGAGACUGGCAUCCUCCUGAUGGCUUCAUCCUGGGCCUGUGGACUCUAAUCCUCCUGGUGUUUUUCAAGACGUACGGCAUGAAGCACCUCAAACACAUCUUCUGAGGCCGCAGCGUUUACGCCACUGGAUAUCUGAAGACGGCUGCAGAUCUGGAGCGUUUACUGCAGGCAUAUUAGAGGUGCGCUUUCUGACGGGCUUAUUUUCCUGAAAAUGGAAAGGAAGUAUGUAUGGAUGUAUGGUACCACAACUGCUUGGCCAGGAACUGUGAUGCAAUUGGUGCCUUUUUUCGGUUUUGGAUGUCUGCUCUAUGCUGAUGAAAUUUUACAUUGUUGUUACCACUAGCAGUUUGGCUUUAAACUGUGUUGUGUAGUCUUUUUGACAAGGACUUCAAAUACUUAUUUAUAUUUGUGUCGAAAGUUCUGUGUUUUUUUCAAGCCAUUCCAUAAUUGAUUUGAUUUGGUAAAUAAAUGCACCGAAUUUAGUCUGCAGAUAAGAAUUUCAUUUAUUUUUGAGAACGUGCAUAAAUCAGCAGCAGAAGCACUUUUUAUUUAAGUGCUACUCAGAACGUGUGCUCGGUCAGAAAGAGGAAAGUGUUGGACGCGGGCAGGCUUAUUGGCUGCGAGUGGGCUGUGAAGAGAUUACUAUUUAAUGUCUCCCUUGUCCAUAUACAUUACACCCCUUGACUGUCAUAUCACGCUUGUGAAGGAUAACAAUCGCACAUAAUCCCAUCUCGCAUGAUGGACCCAUCCACUUUCCCAUUCACCAAAUUGCCCUCCCUGUGGAAACAUCCAUUAGCUCCCCAGCCGUGCACUCCGCUGAUUGUAUUCUGGGUGAUGGACAGCUAUCUCCCCGGCCAUUCCACGUCUCUCGCUACAGAAGCGAUAAGUGAGUGAUAACCUAGUAAGCCGCCAGCCGUCCCAAAUGAAUCUCCUCUGUGCUGGGACGUGUUUGCCUCCCCCCUCCCCCUCCCCCUCUCUACCUUUCCCUGCAUGUGUAACCACUCUGUAUUACACUCAUUGUUUGAGGGGGAGUGACCGAUGCUCAAAGCACAUGGAUUGAACCUGAGGUAGUUUGUCAUUGCUUCUUGGCGUGAGGACCCGCCCAUCGGGUGCCCGCUGCCACCGUCCCUCGCGGCUAAAGUGGAAAAUAGAUGGAGUUGGAAAUGAAACCAUAUGUAUCGGAAUGCAGCUGCUGCGUCAGCCACCCAAACUACCUUUUCUGUCACAUUAUUUAUGCAACGCUUAUUUCUUCUUCCCAUUUCUUCCUGGUUUCCUUUCCGAGAGAACAAGACCACCUUAUUUCUUCAAUCGAAGGAUUUUGAUACCCUGAUUAAAGUUGAAACACUGAACCAAA
Messenger RNA from Anarrhichthys ocellatus (wolf-eel), 2453 nucleotides. It is a transcript of the gene pigk, whose product is annotated as phosphatidylinositol glycan anchor biosynthesis, class K. Bases 53 to 1204 code for a protein of 383 amino acids. Gene Ontology annotation, cellular component: GPI-anchor transamidase complex. Gene Ontology annotation, biological process: proteolysis; attachment of GPI anchor to protein. The record is from RefSeq and is a predicted model, not a curated record. Gene Ontology annotation, molecular function: GPI-anchor transamidase activity. Lineage: Eukaryota; Metazoa; Chordata; Actinopteri; Perciformes; Anarhichadidae. The transcript is spliced from 11 exons.